CUAUUAUCUAUAAACCUUGCUAGUAUCCAUGCUCUAUGUAUCAAUAUCAGUGACACGGUUUUAAAAGAUAUCUUCUAAAGGUCCUCUUUUACAAUAGCAGUGGUAAACUCGAAUUUAGCUGAACCUCGGUUAUCAACUAACUCCUAGGUUAACUUAUUGCCAGUAUGCAGUAAUACGGUAUUUUAAAUUGAAAUCAGAAUUAAACUACUAUUGUAGAACAGGAACUUAUAAGACCGUGAUUAAUGAUAUGGCAGUUCUGUGAUAAAAUUAUAUUUAUGUGGACUGAUAAGAUAUGAACAUUUAUACUCAGUUAAGAAAUAUGUUCAACAGUUAACUGUGUUUUAAACAACAAGCAUCUUGAAUUUUCUAUUAAAGUUUUUUUUUUUUAGAGAAUCCUAACAGUGCCUUUAAUAGGGAUAAAUCCUUCUAUUUUAUAUGUUGAUUUCAUACAAAUAAAAUGAAUUAUUUGUCAAAUAGUGAAAAGGCAUUUAAACUCUUAAAUGGUAUAGUAUGUUUGUACAAACCGGCUGGAGUAAGUUUAAAAGGUUGUCGCCAUUCAUUGCUGUUAAAAUUAUGCCAGGAUUUAAAUUCAAUGGAUGUCAGACCACCAGAAAAUCGAGUUAUAAUUUCCGGUGACACUACAAAAUCACUAGAAGUUAAACUAGAACCUAGUUAUGCGGACAACGUACUUGUUGUUGGUCCCAGAUAUCAGAGCAAAGAUCUUAAAUGUAUUUGGACUACUCAUUUAGGAAUGCGUGUUUCAGGUGUUUGUGUCAUGGGACUGAAUAAAGGUACUAAAAUGGUGAGACAUCUUCAAGAAAAUUAUCCAUUGCGGACAUAUCAUUUACAUGGGCAAUUGGGAAUCAUGACCAAAAACAUGCAUAUUGAUGGUCAAGUAGUUGAAAAGGGACGUUUUGAUUUUGUGAAACGUGAAAAUAUCGAUAAACUUAUGUCUACAAUACAAGCCUCAAAUCAAAAAAAGAUGUUUCAUCUUGCCAAGGUUGAUACUCAAACUCAAAUGGCAUACGAUUUAGCUACUAAAGGCUUAAUCAGACCAACAUCAAGUAACGAGCCUUUAAUUUAUGGCAUAAAAUGUAUCAGUCUAGAGUUGCCUAAUUUUGUUAUUGAAGUUAAUGUUAUUAAUGAGUAUGAAAGCUAUUUAUUAUCAUUAGUUCAUGAAAUUGGACUGAAGUUAAGGUGUUCAGCUACAUGCACCGCAUUACGUUGCAUAAGAUAUUCAUCCUUCAAUAUUAAUCAAGCCCUUUUAAUGAAACAUUGGAAUCUUCAAUAUGUGUUGGAUAAUAUAAAAGAAUGUAAUUCUUCAUACGAUAAAAUAAACCAUUUAUCUGCAUUUGUCGCAGAACAAUCUCAGUUAGAAACUAAUCAAAAUAUGACCAGUGUAUAAUAAUACAGACAUACAAUUUAAGUAAAAUUUAUCAAUAUUACUAAAAAAUGGAGGAGAAAUUACCAAAGUAAAAUUCGGAAAAUUAUUAUGGUAAUUU
Sipha flava (yellow sugarcane aphid) is the source of this 1502-nucleotide messenger RNA. RefSeq names its product mitochondrial mRNA pseudouridine synthase Trub2. Bases 458 to 1405 code for a protein of 315 amino acids. Gene Ontology annotation, biological process: pseudouridine synthesis; RNA processing. The record is from RefSeq and is a predicted model, not a curated record. The transcript is spliced from 6 exons. Gene Ontology annotation, molecular function: RNA binding; pseudouridine synthase activity. NCBI's taxonomy places the organism in Eukaryota, Metazoa, Arthropoda, Insecta, Hemiptera, Aphididae.